Messenger RNA from Erpetoichthys calabaricus (reedfish), 1281 nucleotides. Its product is annotated as G-protein coupled receptor 183-like. The record is from RefSeq and is a predicted model, not a curated record. Lineage: Eukaryota; Metazoa; Chordata; Cladistia; Polypteriformes; Polypteridae. The transcript has a single exon. Gene Ontology annotation, biological process: G protein-coupled receptor signaling pathway. Bases 17 to 1108 code for a protein of 363 amino acids. Gene Ontology annotation, cellular component: membrane. Gene Ontology annotation, molecular function: G protein-coupled receptor activity; oxysterol binding.
AACAAAGUCAUCAUAAAUGCAAACAGAUCAAACACUAAAUCGAUGGCAUGAGAAAAUGAUUAGUUUUCUACUUUCCUUUACAGAGCUUACUUGGAGCAGAAUGGAGGCUACGAUGGUUUCACCAAUUAACGAGACUUACAAUGCAUCCUGUGACCCGUUUAAAUACAAGUGGAAGUUCUCUAUUUGGUUCACUGCGUAUUACACCCUACUGUGUUUCAUUGGACUAACUCUAAAUAGCUUUGCACUAUAUGUGCUCUGGCAUGGAAGACAGACAAUCAACUCUACGUUAUUGUAUCUUCUCAACCUGACAUCUGUUGACUUUUUUUUCUGUGCAUUCCUCCCACUAAGAAUAAGUUAUUUUGCUCUUGGAUCCACUUGGAAACUGGGAGAGGUCAUGUGCAAACUUACAGCUUAUGCUUUCUUCCUUAAUACAUACGGUAGCAUCAAUUUUAUGAUAUGCAUUAGUAUUGACCGUUUUUUAGCCAUUUUGAAACCUCUCAAAUGCCAGAGAUUUAGGAGUAUCUCCUUUGCCAAAAAAGUUUGCCUUUUUGUCUGGUUGUACACAGCUGCUGUUAAUAGCACAGUUCCUUUACUGUCAAAUGUUUAUGUAAAAAAUCAGUUUGGAGAAUACUGUAUGGAAUACUCCAUGGUGGCUAUGGAUAAUGCCUUAGCGCUGAAAGUCCUUAUUCUUUCCUGCACUUCCUAUUUCUUUCCGUUAAUAGUUAUGCUCUUCUGUUAUUUGGGUGUUGGGUUAAAACUGUGGAAAAUAACUGAACUGGGUGGUUCAAACAACAGCAAACCAGCAAGGACAAGGCGCAAGUCUUUGGUGAUCAUCAUGGUUGUUCUGUUUGUGUUCAUUGUGUGCUUUACUCCAUACCACAGCAAUCUAAUUCAUCAUAUGGCAGAGAUACAGGCAGGGAGGACAUCAUGUGAGAGCCUGGAGAAUUUCAAACUUCAGCUGCAGAUAACAAUGUCUGUAAUGAACCUAAACUUUGUUUUGGAUCCAUUCAUUUACUUUUCUGCUUUUAAAAAUCAUAAACUCUUUCUUAUGAAGCUGUUCAGGAAGAAAAAUAAGGACCUUAUUGGACCAGGUGGUUCAACUUCCUGAAGACAUUGAAGUAAAUGUGCCAUCAUUAUUAUAGCCCGGUGUGGUCAGUUCAUUCUUCUCUGUACCUGUUCACAAUGGAUGUGGUUGAGCUCAGUAAUAUGGAGGGGUGUCCAUCUGCUUUAGGCCAUAUAUUGUAAGAUAUUAGCAGGCCGGCAAUAAAGAACUUCUCAUGC